Messenger RNA from Sesamum indicum (sesame), 2435 nucleotides. RefSeq names its product RNA-binding (RRM/RBD/RNP motifs) family protein (gene ROS3). Gene Ontology annotation, molecular function: RNA binding. The record is from RefSeq and is a predicted model, not a curated record. Lineage: Eukaryota; Viridiplantae; Streptophyta; Magnoliopsida; Lamiales; Pedaliaceae. Gene Ontology annotation, cellular component: nucleus.
GGAUUGAAAUAUGGGAAUUAGGGUUUUACAGGAUUAAAGAAGAGGAGAAGGAAAGAGAAUAGAAGACCGUUUGAUUUUUGACGGAAUGGGAGAGAGAUUGAGGAUAUAUGUAGGGGGACUGGGAUCGAGUGUGCAGGAAGAUGAUCUGAGGAAGACUUUCACCUCGCCGCUGUUGGGCGCCGUGGAAUCCGUAGAAAUUAUUCGUAGCAAAGGUCGGAGCUUUGCGUACUUGGUUUUCGUACCCGCUUCAGAUAAAGGCCUCGCCAAGCUUUUCAGUACGUAUAAUGGUUGCAUGUGGAAAGGGGGAAGACUUAAACUCGAAAAGGCCAAAGAACAUUAUCUGCUUCGCUUAAGACGUGAAUGGGCAGAAGAUGCAGAGCUUGAGACCAAAUUGUCCAGCAAUGUUGAAGUUGAUGAAAGUGUGCAUACAUUGCAGAAACCCCUGAAAGACCAAGAUAUUGCAAAAAUGCAACUCAAUAUAUUCUUUCCCAAAUUACGGAAGAUUAAACCUAUUCCGCUUAGAGGGUCAGGCAAGCACAAGUACAGUUUCCAACGUGUUGAAGUUCCUCCUCUUCCCAUCCACUUCUGUGAUUGUGAGGAGCAUUCUGGAACUCCUGAGUCAGCCCAGAGAAAUUGUACCGAUGCCCAUGAGACAGAGACUUAUAGGGCGAAUGAAACAGAGACUUAUGGGGUGAAUGAGGAUGAGCUUAAUAUGAUGAAAUCAAUACUAGACAAGCUCUUGGAGAAGGAGAACUGCUCAAAGACAGUUCCCAAUGAGGAUGAAUUUAUUGGGGAAGUAAACCGUAAUGUCGCUUAUGCUGAUGAAUUCCAAGUUGAUGACAAUGAUAAAGAUCAAGUGAGUGAUGAAGAUAACCUUGUAAUUAACAUAGUGGGCCAGCCACGUAAGAGAUUUGCAUUAUCUGGGGAUUGGGGACAGAAGACAAUUGCUGCAAAUCAGGAUUCUUUGGCAAGAGAAUCAGAGUCUUUAAGCAGUUCUAUUCAUAAAAAGCAUGGAAGUGAGAAAGGCAAGCUUCUUUCUGACAAGAAGAGGAAGCAAUCGGUCCAUGGAAGUUGCUCAACCGAUUCUGUACCUUCUAAAAGAAAGGCAACUAAAAGAGCUCCACAUGACAGCACAGAUGAUCAGUUUGCUUUAAACAUUCAACCAACAGACACAGAGUCAGGUUCCAUACCAUCAGGUUGUGAUGUGGCAAGCUCGGGUAAGACAGCAUGGAAAGAUCUGGUCAGUGAAAAGGAGAGUACUGCUUUCCAUAUAUCCGAUAUUUUUCCAGGGCCCAGUCCAGAAGUUGAAGCCAAACCUAGAUCUGAUCUUCUUACUGCCUCACCCUCACCCCACUUCGAUGAGAAGGAUGGCCAGGAAGACCAAUCAAGUGAAGAUAAUGAAUUGGAAAAACUUUCUGAUGUUCAAUCUACUAACCCAUGUGAAAUUGAAGAUAAAUCAGGCAGAGGGGCUUCAUGGCGGCACAAGUCAUCAUGGUUACAACUGGUUGGGGAUACAAACAACAGGGAAUUCAACCUCGCACAAAUUAUGCCUGGUGUAACUUCUGGAAAACAGGAGUUGCAGCAAUUCAAUGGCAUUGAUUCUUCAAGUUGGAGAAAUGUGAAGCAGCUAACAUCUGUCGGCAAGGAUCAAAACUCUCCCAUUGAUGACAUUGGUAAACCUCAACAAAGAGCUAGUGAAGAUAUUCAUGUUACUCCAAGAAAUGUGGAUACUUUAGCCAAGGAGCAGAAGCAUGCUGGUCCAGAUGGAGAACCACCUAAUUCUGAUUCGAAGCAAAUAGUCAAAGAGAAUGAUGAGGUCUCUGCUCCAGAGAAUGAGACUUACCUGAUUCCAAAUAAUAGAGCUCUGGGAGACAGUAUUAUAAGUGAAACUUGCCCCUUCAUGAGGAGUGCUGCUUCAAUGAAAGAGUGGGCGAAAAAUAAAGCAGCUUUGAGUAGCUCCUAUAAGAAAAAAGGGAAGGGAAAAGAAUCGGUUAAGAAUUAAUGAGACGUUGGGGAAGGAAAGAGAUUCACUCAAGGAAAGGCCAUGGUCUAGGAAAAUCUGGUCAGUGCUUCGUAAAGUUGAUAACUGAGAGACUUGAAUCUAGAUGAUCAACUUCAUCAGCUAUUUUUCAACAGUUGGCAGUCAAUAGAUUUAAAACAUUCCUAGGGAAACACUGGCGGAUCCUGUCGUGUUUACAGCCGUCAAGUGGUAAAGUAUUCACUAAUUUGUAUGAAAAUCACUAUGCCACUUGUAUCAUAUCAAAGCCACAUCAAGGAAUUAAAUAUAGUGAUUGUGGAUUUUUUAGUCUUCCAUCAGGGAAAAUCGGUGUCUCAGUGCUGCUAUUUUUGAGGUGCCACAGCAGUUUAAUGGUCUAGAAUUCAACUCGUUGCAUUGAUUAAACCUUUUCAUACAUGAUAUCUUUUAUAGUGUUUUA